Molecule: messenger RNA, 723 nt
Organism: Neltuma alba
Lineage: Eukaryota; Viridiplantae; Streptophyta; Magnoliopsida; Fabales; Fabaceae
Product: 54S ribosomal protein L37, mitochondrial
Exons: 2
Coding region: 143-538 (131 amino acids)
Cellular component (GO): mitochondrial large ribosomal subunit
Molecular function (GO): structural constituent of ribosome
Source: RefSeq, a predicted model, not a curated record
AGCAACUAGGGGGCAAGCAUUCCAGUGCUUGAUUGAGCUCGCCGUCGGACGCCGUCCACCGUUGUCAGCUCGUCGGCAAGCUUUGAAGACGGUUCGAACCCUAGGUCUUUGUCUUCUCCCAAAAUCCGAGAUAGGUCGAGUCAUGGCAAUGAACCAUGCCCGGUUGGUAAGAGGCAUCCUUGUUAGCAAGGAGGCUGUUGGAGUUGCGUCCCAUCGAACGUUUGCUACUGGUAAGGCAAAGAAAGGAUCUAAAGGGGGUGCUGCAACUGAUGCACCAAAAGCGUCAACACUCAGCAAAGAAGUCAAGUCAACUACGGUAGUUGGUGCCAACAUCCUCAAGGAUGGAGCAGAUCCGAAGAUACUGCCUGAUUCUGAAUACCCUGAUUGGUUGUGGCACCUGCUUGAUAAACGCCCAGCAUUAAGUGAAUUGAGAAGGAAGAACAUUGAAACACUCCCUUAUGCAGAUCUGAAACGCUUUGUCAAGCUGGACAACCGAGCUAGAAUCAAAGAGAAUAACUCUGUCAAGGCCAAGAACUGAUCUUAAAGUAGGAUAAACAGAAAACAGAGUAAGGAUGUCAUUUCUUUAAGUACUGUAAAUCUGUCUUCAGGGAUUUGUCAUUUGAUGAACUUUCAUUUAUAGAGAUUGUAAUGUAUGGAAAACAUAAAAUGAACACAUGCUUUAACGAUGCCUUCAUUUUAUUUUCUAUUCUGAAUCUCACUUUA